This is a messenger RNA of Microdochium trichocladiopsis, 894 nucleotides long. RefSeq lists its product as uncharacterized. The record is from RefSeq and is a predicted model, not a curated record. The coding region runs from base 1 to 894 and encodes 297 amino acids. Lineage: Eukaryota; Fungi; Ascomycota; Sordariomycetes; Xylariales; Microdochiaceae. The transcript has a single exon.
AUGGCGUCCUCCACCGAGCCGACCUACGACCCAGAGACCUACUGGGUCGCUCCCAAGCGCAACUUCCGGUCCUCGGCCCGUCUGCACUUCCAGCACGCGCUCUUCCAGAAGACCCUCAACAACGUGCUCCUGCAUCCAAGCAUCGACGCCGCCGCCUCCGGGUCCUCCUCUCUGCGCGUGGCAGACCUUGGCUGUGGCAACGGCGUCUGGCUCUCAGACCUCCACGACUCCCUCACCGCGCAGGGCGUCACCUCCCACCGCCUCGACGGGUUCGACGUCAACCCCGUCAACUUCCCGCCUGCCCACACCCUGCCCUCCAACAUCCACCUCAGCACCCUCAACGUGUUCAACCUCCCCGCCGAGCUCGAGGGGGUCUACGACGUCGUGCACCUCCGCGCCUUCGUCUCGAUCGUAACCAAGAACGACCCCUCGGCCAUCAUCGGCGUGGUCCUCCGCAUGCUCAAGCCCGGCGGCCACGUCCAGUGGGAGGAGACCCGCGUCGACCUGCAGACCUGCUCUUCGGCCGGGCCCGAGGUGAGCAAGACAGCCAACGAGACGCUCAUAAAGGUCAUCAACGCCGGCGGGGCCGCGCUGGGCAACACGUACGACUUUCUGGCCCAGCUCGGGUCCCAUCUCGAGAAGGGCGGGUUCGAGAGCGUCGAGAGCAAGCAGACACCCAAGCGGCCUGCGGAUCUAAAGGCCUGGACCGAGAACUACCUCAUGGUGUGGGAGGAGAUUCCGGAUCUCCUGCCGAGCAAGGCGCUGGCGCCCAACUCGCCGGUCACCAAGGAGAGCUUCACCGAGCUGUUUGUCAAGUGUGUGGAGGAGACGGAGAAGGGGGUUGUCGUGCACCAGGAGGGUGUGCUCAGUGUUGUGGCGAGGAAGCCCUUGUAG